Messenger RNA from Diatraea saccharalis (sugarcane borer), 4134 nucleotides. NCBI's taxonomy places the organism in Eukaryota, Metazoa, Arthropoda, Insecta, Lepidoptera, Crambidae. The record is from the annotation of a GenBank genome assembly.
AAAAUUGCAAUGGGUACAUAACCCGUGGCUGACGUUUAAUUUUAUUUAUUUAUAUGAAAUAAUUUGUAUAGUGUUAAGAAUAAUUGCAGUGUUUAUUUUUAUCGAUUUUUAUUAAAAAUAGUUCAUGAUUAAGAAAUAAUGUCCUUCGAGUACUUGCCCGUGGCUGAAGACGAAAAUGAAGAACCCAUAGAACUCCCUAUUGAGGAAGAUGGGACUUUGAUGUUAACAACAGUUUCAGCACAAUUUCCUGGCUGUUGUGGAUUGAAGUAUCGACAUCCAGAAACGAAAAAUAUAAGAGGAAUAAGAUUAAGAGAUGGCAGGUUGUAUCCUCCCCCAGAAGGAUGGGGUACUCAUUUGUAUAUGUGCAGUUUUCCUAAAGAAAAUAAACGUAAAUCUGGUGAAAAUGCUGAAACAUCUUUGAUAAAAAACAAGAGGAAUGACAACUUGUGCUCUGAUUUGAUUGUACUAGGAUUACCAUGGAAAGCAACUGAACAAACCGUUCGUGAGUAUUUUGAAAAAUUUGGAGAAGUUUUGAUGGCGCAACUCAAAAGAGACCCAAAAACUGGAAUGUCGAAAGGUUUUGCUUUCAUUCGCUUUGCGUCAUAUUCAUCACAAAUGAGAGUGUUAGCUCAGAGGCACAUGAUUGAUGGAAGAUGGUGUGAUGUUCGAAUACCAAAUUCUAAGGAAGGUUCUGUUACAUCUAUGCCAUGUAAAGUGUUUGUUGGUCGCUGUACAGAAGAUCUAACAGCAAAUGAUUUGAGAGAAUAUUUUUCCCAGUUUGGUGAAGUGACAGAUGUUUUUAUUCCAAAACCAUUUAGAGCUUUUAGUUUUAUAACAUUUUUGGAUCCAGAAGUAGCACAAAGUCUCUGUGGGCAAGAUCAUAUUAUAAAAGGUGUUUCUGUCAAUGUAUCAAAUGCAUCUCCUAAGCAAAACAAGGGUGGAGCAAACCAAAGGAAUUUACCAAGUAGAAACUAUGAAGAAGGACACCCACACAAUGUAUCUAACAACAAUUCCUGGAGUAGCCGUAACAUGGAUAUGGUAAAUAUGCAAGCUCUUGGUAUAUCAGGUCAACACGGCCAAACUGCUGUGGCUGGUGGAGGUGGGCAAGCUCAAGGUGGGAGUAUGCCUUUAGGUAUGGGUGGUCUGCCUGUGAACCAAGCAUUGGUUGCAGCUGCUCUAAACCAAGCAGGCUGGGGUUUAAUAAACAACAUCCCAUCAGGAGGUUCUGAACAAGGUGCAUUUGCAGGCCCUGCAUCAUCUGCCCCGCCUGGUCCACCUAACUUCCUUUCAUGGAUGCAACAAGGUACUUCAGCUCAGGGUCCUUCUAGUCAAUGGGGACAGAGACAUCAAUCCCAAGGCCACUCUGUUUGAUCCAAUAUCUGAUUUGACAAGCUCAUGAUAAUCACUGUGAUUGUAGCAACAAUUAGAUAAAAUUAUCAUUUUGUUCUUUAACUAUAAUACAAAUGGGUUGUUCUGUGGGUGAAGAGUGGUUAACCUACUUAGUUUGCUACAGAUGUUAUUUAUUUAUUGGAUUUUAGGAAUUGCUUGUGUUUUGUUGAUUUUUUCUUUAUAAAUACUUAUAUGUAAUUACAUGAUAGAAGAAAGGUGUAGUAAUAAUGAAUCAGACAUAUAUACCUGGAGUGGUAGAUAAUUGUGUAUGUUUAUGAUUAAUAUAAAUGUUGUUGUGCUUUUAUUUGUCAAUUCACAGUUUUUAAAAUGGCCUUAAACCUACUAAUUAGUCACAAUAUAUAAAAUUAUGCAUUCAAAUUGUGCUUUCCUCAACCACUCAAAUAUGUUAUAAAAUUGAUUAUGUUAAAUUAGAAUUAAAAGAGAAUUUAUAUAAAAAAUCCACAUUUAAAUUGUGAAACAGUUACAUUUAAAUGGAAUCCAUACACAAUAGCAUAGAAUGUCUGAAAGGGUUGAUGCACUUUAUUUUGUUAACAAAUAGGUCUAAUGCUUCAGUUGGGUUCAUUCCACUAUGAUCAUUUGCACAUGUAGCAUGAUGAACUCGGGAAGUGCUUUGCCUGUACCAAAUGUCACUUUUCUCCAGUUAAGAAUUGUUGUUGUAUGAACGCUCGAGAAAAAAAUUUCAGUGAAGAUUAACUUCCCAUAGUUUAUCAUGCUGUGCAUGCUGGUACAAACUAGAAUUUUUAACGUCACUUCAACUUUAAAUCAAAUAUUACACUAUUAAAAGAAAGUUAUGUUUUUCUCAUUUUAAUGACACUGUAAUAAAAAAAAUGUGUCAAUUAAUUACAUUUAGCUUCUAAUCAUGUUUUUUUUUCAUUGAAGACUUAUUAAACAUAAAUCUGCGUCUUCAGAAAUCAUACAAUACUUAUAUGUCAAGGUGAUUUAAUGCCAUGGUGGAAAAUGGAUAUUUAUUGCUUCUCUUUGUUGACCUGGCUUGACCUGAUUAUAUUCUGAGAAUAAGGGAUACCUUAAAUUCUAUGCACCCAUGUCAUACCACCAAGUGGUCAUAGUGUAAUAAGUCAUUUGAUUGCACAGAUUUUAUUUUUUAUAUGGAUUAUGAAUGUGAAAUAAUUGCUAUUAUUUCUAUUUCUAUGUGUUGAUGCACAUAACAGAAUCAUUUUAUGCCAAUUUGCUCUAAAUUAUGGUGCCAAUUCUGUUGUACAACUCUCUAAACUAUACAAUAUCUGUCUGUCUAGCAGCACUACUUUUUUGGAUUUAGAAAUUAUUUUUUAAGUCAUUAAGUCCAUAAAUUAUAAGUUGAAGACGAAAAAGAAACAAAUUGCGAAAAAUACGUAUUAACAAAAAUAAAUCUGACUUUGUGGCAAACGUCAGUCCAGCAGCGCCAUGGUUAGAACUCCUUUCAUAUAAAAUUUCGUAAAGUUAUCCAGAUCUUCAUUAAGUCAUCUAUUGUCAAUCUUAGACAUAGCAAAGAUAAAGGCUAACGUAAAUAUUUCUGAAGACAAUUAAGGAAUAAUGUAACAAAUUAAUGCUUGUCAAAAUCGGCCGACUAUAGACUUAUUUUUCUUCUAAAUUACGUAUUUUAGUAAUUUGUCCCAAUUUCGUCACCAAUAGGUAAAUUAGGUACUCAAUGAAUCAAGGAUUCAUUUCAAAGUCCAAGCAGGUGCUGCUGUACUUAACGAAAAUAAAUAAACUACAAAUAGAAUAUUAUAAUACAAUAGGAUUUACUGUUAUACUCUUAGUUUUAGAAUAAUUAUUAAUUGCGGGUUUGCAACCAUGUACACACGGCUACACGUCAGGUUACCACAAUAUAGCAAAUUCUCCAUUUAAUUUUAAACUCUAUCAACGAAACAUUAAUGUCUUGAUAUCAUGUAGAGAAAUUUAACAGAAUUUUAUAAGCCGAUGUGCUGUUAACUUUAUUCAUCGAGUUAUAUAUUCAUAGUCUUUAUAUUCAUCGAGUUUUCAAUAUAUCGGCGCUGUUGUAAGCGCCAUGAUCACGGAGUUCUUAGUUGUUUACAGAACCGAGAAUACAAUUUAGCAAGAAUAAAACAAUAUCUAGUCUACUUUAUAAACUUAUGUUUAUGCCAACAGAAUUGCCACCGAAUAAUGAGAACAAUUUAAAAUUUAUUUAUUUAUCGCUUCAUAUGUGACUUAGAAAAUCAUGUAACUGCAAAAUUUAUUACAAAUUAUCUUUUAAUUAUUAAAAAAUCAGUCCAGAAAUCUACGCUUUUUACAAUAUUUUAUUUAAUUGUAAUUUAUGUAUUUACGCCAAAUCUUGCAAUUGAACUUUAAAGCAGUUAUCAUCAACCGAUUAAACUGCAAUAAUGCAAAUACUCUACAAUCCGCAUUGGGCCAUCGUGGAGGGUCAUGGCCCAUCCUCCUUAACCAUCUAUAAGGAAGGCCUGAGCCCCUGCAGUGGGGACGUAAAAAGGGCUGAUGAUGAAUGCAAAUAGAUUUCAGUUUACAAUGCAUGGUUUAUCUAAGUAACAAUUUAAUAAGGCAGACGGCCCAAGAUGGCUGCCUAUAGUCUCACGAUAUGGGUUUCAAUUGAAAGGGUUCACUAAGAAAAAUACGAAAACUAAUAAAAUAACUUUAAUCUAUAUCGACUAUGGCGGAUCAUCUAAGAUGACGAACUAAUUAUGUUUUAGCUGUCUCAUAAUAUGAUUAAUAAAUAAAAGGGCUCACUGAAAAGACGACAAUGAUAUAAGU